This is a messenger RNA of Triticum turgidum subsp. durum (durum wheat), 1032 nucleotides long. The record is from the annotation of a GenBank genome assembly. NCBI's taxonomy places the organism in Eukaryota, Viridiplantae, Streptophyta, Magnoliopsida, Poales, Poaceae.
AUGGCGAAUCCAGCACCGGCGGCGGGAGGGAAGUCGUUCCUGCAGGCCAUGUCGACGGUCACCGAAGAGGCGGCGGUGCCGCUCCGCGUCGUCCAGAUGGAGGGACUGGCUGUCCUGAAGAUCAUUAAGCACUGUGAGGAGUUUGCGCCUGCUCUGGUUACAGGUCAACUGCUUGGUUUGGAUGUUGGUAGUGUUCUGGAAGUGACCAACUGUUUUCCUUUCCCUAUAAGAGAGGACGACGAGGAAGCAGAUGCAGAUGGUGCGAACUAUCAGCUUGAGAUGAUGAGGUGCUUGAGGGAGGUUAAUGUCGACAAUAACACUGUUGGAUGGUAUCAGUCCUGCUUGCUUGGAUCUUUUCAAACCGUUGAGCUGAUUGAAACAUUUAUGAACUAUCAGGAGAACAUCCGGAGAUGCGUGUGUAUUGUGUAUGACCCAUCUAGGUCUAGUCAAGGAGUGCUAGCUCUUAAAGCCCUGAAGCUCACAGACUCUUUUAUGGAUCUGUACCGCAACAAUGGUUUAACUGGAGAGAAGCUAAGGGAAAAGAAAUUGUCAUGGGUUGAUAUUUUCGAGGAGAUACCGAUUAAAGUGUCCAACUCGGCGCUUGUCAGUGCCUUCAUGAAGGAGCUGGAACCUGAGUCACCUGUUUCACAGUGUGACUUUGACCGUCUUAAAUUGUCGACUGCGCCCUUUAUGGAAAGGAACCUAGAAUUUAUGAUUGGGUGCAUGGAUGGUCUUUCAUCAGAGCAAAACAAGUUCCAAUAUUACUAUCGCAACCUAGGAAGGCAACAGUCACAGCAACAGGCAUGGCUUCAAAAGAGAAGGCAAGAGAACAUGUCCAGAAAGGCUGCUGGCGAGGAGCCGUUGCCAGAAGAAGAUCCAUCCAACCCUAUCUUCAAGCCGCUUCCUGAGCCAUCCCGCUUAGAGGGUUAUCUCGUAACCAAUCAGAUCUCGAGUUACUGCAACCAUAUCAAUGGGGUUGCUGGCCAGAGUUUCAACAGGCUAUACUUGAUGAAGGCGUUGCAGGAAGAUUAG